Molecule: messenger RNA, 1245 nt
Organism: Helianthus annuus (common sunflower)
Lineage: Eukaryota; Viridiplantae; Streptophyta; Magnoliopsida; Asterales; Asteraceae
Exons: 1
Coding region: 1-1245 (414 amino acids)
Source: RefSeq, a predicted model, not a curated record
AUGGAGUAUGUUAAAGUGAAUGCGAACGGGAGAUCUGGGGGGUUGAUAUCAAUGUGGAGUACAGGAGCAUUUAAAAAAGAUAUGGAGGUGACAAAUCAAAACUUUAUUCUAGUAAAAGGCAAAGUAACAGGUGAAGAAGAUGACAUGGUGGUGGUGAAUGUUUAUGCCCCAACAAUUCAAAGUAACAGAAGACAAUUGUGGGACGAAUUAUUGGAGCUGAAACAGUCAAUUCAUGGAAGAUGGAUCCUUUUAGGAGACUUCAAUGAGGUACGCUACCCUGAAGAUAGAUUUAAUUCACAGUUUGAUGCGGGGGGAGCAUUAUGUUUUAACAAUUUUAUUAUGAACGCCGGGUUACAAGAAUAUAAUAUGGGAGGAAAAAGAUUCACUUAUAUGUCGGGGGAUGGAAGAAACCUCAGUAAAAUUGAUAGAGUCUUAGUAUGUGGGGAAUUUGUUAUGAGAUGGCCAGAUGCUACUUUAUUGGCUCUAAACAGAGACGUGCCGGACCACUGUCCAUUGGUCCUAACAACAAUCGGUAAUAAUUUUGGACCAACCCCUUUUCGGAUUUUUCAUAGUUGGAUGGAGGCCAGCGGUUUUGACGAAGCAAUUAAAAAGGGUUUGAAUGUGGUUGUUGAAUCAAACUUCAAAGAUGAAUGUAUGGCGAGUAAACUCAAAGCAAUAAAAGAGGAAUUGAAAAAAUGGAGAAUCAGUGAGAAAGCAAAGGAAGAAGAACAGUUGGCUAUCGCAAAUGAAAACAUUCAGAAGCUGGAAUCAGUGGCGGAAACAAGGCCGCUCACUGAUCAGGAGAUUGGUACUUGGCAGGGGUAUAAGAAAAUGGUAAAAGAUUGGCAAAUAGCAAAAACAAAGGACCUGAUGCAACAAUCAAGAAUAAAAUGGAUCGCCUUGGGUGAUGAGAAUUCAACUUUCUUUCAUGCCGUGGUAAACAGUCAUAAGAUUAGGAACAAAGUGAAUGGAUUAUGGAUUGAUGGGGUGUGGGUUACAGAAGCUAAUGUUAUAAAGGAGAGGUUUAUGGUAGCCUUUAAGGAGAAAUUUAAAGAACCGGUUCAUACAAGACCAAGGAUAGGCAUGGAAGGAUUUAAAAGAUUGUCGGAUAAUGAGAGUUCGGAACUCAUAGUACAGUUUAAGGAGGAGGAGGUAAGAAAAGCAAUAUGGGAGUGUGGUGGAGACAAAGCCCCGGGUCCUGACGGAGUAACAUUUUCAGUAAUAAAAAAUAUUGGGAAGAGCUGA